Messenger RNA from Cyprinus carpio (common carp), 1316 nucleotides. RefSeq lists its product as uncharacterized. The record is from RefSeq and is a predicted model, not a curated record. Gene Ontology annotation, cellular component: extracellular region. Gene Ontology annotation, molecular function: peptidase inhibitor activity. Lineage: Eukaryota; Metazoa; Chordata; Actinopteri; Cypriniformes; Cyprinidae.
CAGGGUUGGAGUUGAUCUGAUCGUCUUUGGAUCUUUAAAACCCCAUUUUACAGAGGUUGAUGUUGACACGUAAACACAUUUAUUUGUUUUAGUUUGUUGUGCUUCGCUGGCUACGGUUUCAGACACACCAAUUUAGCAUAUUUUCCAGCAGAGAUCAUUGUGAGAUCGUGGGUCGGGAGGAUGACAGCUCGAGUGUAUUGCUUGUUGAUUGCUAGUUUGUGUCUGUUCGGAUACUUGAGCAUAACAGACACUGGACGAACCACAGCAAAGCCAGGAAAGUGUCCACCCCGAUCAUCUGGAACUAGAUCGUGUACCAGUUCCCCCUGUAAGAAUGACUCUAACUGUCCCAACAAUGAGAAGUGCUGCAGCAAUGGCUGUGGACUUUACUGUACUGCUCCAUAUACAGUGAAGCCGGGUCAGUGUCCCAACCCAAAGAACGUUCCACUGUCUGCUGAAAGCUGUUCCCAUGAUGGCCAGUGUCCUGCCACAAAGAAAUGUUGUCCAACCACCAGUAGCCGUGCAUGCAGUGAACCACGUGGCCAGGGGAGCGGCCGUGGCCAGGGGAGCGGCCAGGGCCAGGGGAGCGGCUUUGGCCAGGGGAGCGGCCAGGGAAGCGGCUUUGGCUUUGGCCAGGGAAGCGGUUUUGGCCAGGGGAGCGGCCAGGGCCAUGGCCAGGGAAGCGGAUUUGGCUUUGGCCAGGGAAGCGGCUUUGGCCAGGGGAGCGGUCAGGGCCAUGGCCAGGGAAGCGGCUUUGGCUUUGGCCAGGGAAGCGGCUUUGGCCAGGGGAGCGGUCAGGGCCAUGGCCAGGGGAGCGGUCAGGGCCAUGGCCAGGGGAGCGGAUUUGGCCAGGGAAGUGGCUUUGGCCAGGGGAGCGGCUUUGGCCAGGGAAGUGGCUUUGGCCAGGGGAGCGGUCAGGGCCACGGCCGGGGAAGCGGCUUUGGCCAGGGUUAUGGUCAGGGCCAGGGUUAUGGUCAGGGCCAGGGAAGCGGCUUUGGCCAGGGUUAUGGUCAGGGCCAGGGAAGCGGCUUUGGCCAGGGGAGUGGUCGGGGCCAGGGAAGCGGCUUUGGCCAGGGUCAGGGGAGUGGAUAUGGUAAGGGAAUUGGGCAAGGAAGUGGUCAGUAAAGUGAUCAAGGUCAGCGACGUUGUCAGGGAAACUGUCUUUAAAACUUUCAUAAGAGUUUUGGAUAACACCUACGGAGAUCUUUUUGAUUCAGUGCCCUUUUUGACACCCAUAUGGCAUUUUCCCUUUUUACUUAGUUUAGAAAGAUUGUUGCUAUCUCCCUUGCCUCAAAUAAAAAGAAAAUUGCUUGAUUGAA